This is a messenger RNA of Sphenostylis stenocarpa, 1080 nucleotides long. NCBI's taxonomy places the organism in Eukaryota, Viridiplantae, Streptophyta, Magnoliopsida, Fabales, Fabaceae. The record is from the annotation of a GenBank genome assembly.
AUGUUGAAGCUUUCGUCCAAUGGCCUGGACCAGGUUAUCUCCCUUGUCCAAUGCGGCUUCGCGGGCCAGCCCGCCUGUGCUGGCUCUCGCCGGAGGAGGAGCGCCGUUGCCGGGUUCCGAUUGCCCCGCGUCAGGGUGUUUCCGGUGUUGGCGGUGGUUUCGGACCGCGACGGCGCGGUGGCGAGUAGGGUGGAGGCGGAGGACGGGACGCUGGCGGACCGGUUGAGGCUGGGGAACUUGACUGAGGAUGGGUUGUCUUAUAAGGAGCAGUUCAUUGUGAGGAGCUAUGAAGUUGGGAUCAACAAGACUGCCACUGUGGAAACUAUUGCUAAUCUCUUACAGGAGGUUGGAUGCAAUCAUGCUCAGAGUGUUGGAUAUUCUACUGAUGGUUUUGCAACCACCCCUACGAUGAGAAAGUUGGGUCUCAUAUGGGUUACUGCUCGAAUGCACAUUGAAAUCUACAAAUAUCCUGCUUGGAGUGAUGUUGUUGAGAUAGAGACAUGGUGUCAAGGGGAAGGAAGGGUUGGAAUAAGGCGUGAUUUUAUACUGAAAGACUAUGCGACCGAUCAAGUCAUUGGAAGGGCAACAAGCAAAUGGUUAAUGAUGAAUCAGGACACCAGACGACUCCAGAAAGUUUCUGAUGAUGUACGAGAGGAGGUUUUGGUUUACUGUCCUCGAGAGCCCAGGUUAGCAAUUCCUGAGGAGGACAGUAAUUGCUUGAAGAAAAUUCCAAAAUUGGAGGACCCUGCUCAGUUUUCCAAAGUUGGACUUGUGCCACGAAGAGCAGAUCUGGACAUGAAUCAGCACGUGAACAAUGUCGCCUAUAUUGGAUGGGUGCUUGAGAGCAUGCCUCAGGAAAUCAUUGAUAGCCAUGAAUUGCAGAGUAUUACCUUGGAUUACAGACGAGAGUGCGGACAAUAUGACGUAGUUGAUUCCCUCAGUGGUGUGGAAAUGAUCGAGGGUGGUGCUGAGGCAGUUCCAGAACUGAAAGGUACAAAUGGAUCUGCCGUUGCAAUGGAAGCCAAACAUGAUCUGCUUCCAUUAGACUCUUUAAUUAGAAGCUGUGUUGUUCUUGAGUAG